Messenger RNA from Geosmithia morbida, 1662 nucleotides. Its product is annotated as Fungal Zn(2)-Cys(6) binuclear cluster domain. Gene Ontology annotation, biological process: regulation of DNA-templated transcription. The transcript is spliced from 3 exons. Bases 1 to 1662 code for a protein of 553 amino acids. The record is from RefSeq and is a predicted model, not a curated record. Gene Ontology annotation, molecular function: zinc ion binding; DNA-binding transcription factor activity, RNA polymerase II-specific. NCBI's taxonomy places the organism in Eukaryota, Fungi, Ascomycota, Sordariomycetes, Hypocreales, Bionectriaceae.
AUGGUUGGCGUCCCAGGAAAAUACAAGGGUUGCGAGACUUGCCGACGUCGACGUGUCAAGGUACGCCUACUCUCUCCAUCCCCCCCCCCCCCCCCCCCCCCCCUCCCCACUUCAAAACGGAGGACUUUCGACUUGUCUAAUGGUCAGCUAACAUCUAAAACCUCCUCCCAGUGCACCAACGAGCGUCCCUACUGCCAGAAAUGCAUCACCAGCGGCAGAGAGUGCGAGGGUUACGAGAGGGAGCGCGUCUUCAUCACCGGCACCCCCGAGUCCAAGGGCCGUGUCGCCUCCCACCCGAGGAGGUCUCCCACUGCCUCGUCCUCAUCCUCCAAGACGAGGCUGCACCUCAAGCCCGGAUCUUCCAGCACUCCCGAGCUCUCCCCCGAGCCUUCCGAGCCGUCUGACAUGAGCGCCGCUCGCUUCACCCACCAGCAGCUCGCCCCCGUACAGCCCUUCAAGCCCGCCUGGGAAGACUACACCACCAUGUCAACCAGCCAUGGCGAGGUCCCCGUCCUGAUGGUCGCCCUCCAGGUGCCGCUGGCCGGAGUCGCUCUUAGCCCCCAGCUCGACGUCAACGGCCACGACGACUUCCGCAUCGACCUUCCCGCCUACAGCCCUCGCGAGACGCCCAUCACGGGAGCUAGCUUCUUCAGCACGAGUGCUCGCUGCCUGGUCCACAUUGCCGAUUCGUAUGCUUCCAGCCCGUCGGCCGCUGGAAACAUGUGCGCCUUCUUGUUCGAGCCCGCGCUGGGGACGACGCACGAUGCCGAUGUUGGCGACAUGCAGCGGCUCGGUCCCCAAGGCUUCACCUCCUUUCCCGAUCAUCACUUCUUUGCGAGGGUCUACCGUCCAAUGGCUGUGAACAAACAGGUCGGCUCAGCCUUGAUGAAUCGCAGAGCCACCUUCUUGUCCGACUCGGCCUGGAAGACGACGCCGUGGUCCAAGCACCCAAAGAGCCUGCUCGACCGACUCCUCGACAUCACCGCCCAGAUCCCUUGGCUUCUGGAGAAGCUGGACCAGAUCUCCACGCUCCCAGCCACUCUGCCGCGAUGGCACCAGGCCCAGGGUCUUCUACAGACCUGCUUGAUGCUCGAGGGCCAGUUUUCCCAGUGGCUGGAACUGGCCAACCAGGGUAGCGGCGACAUGGACCAGCCGCCAAACUACUGGCUCAACAUGAUGGACGACGACCCGUCGUCCCAGGCCGCCGGCAUACCCUUCUCCCCAGCCUAUGCCUUCAAGGACGGCGUGACUGCCACGGCCUUCCUUUACUACUGGAUGUCGCGCAUCAUCUUCCACCGCUGCGUCCAGGGCCUCUACGCCGUUGUCUUCCAUCCCAUCAUGGACACCUACCCGCAGAUGUGGGCCGAGCUGCCUCCGAGUCUCCAGACGACCGACUGGUCCGUCUUCCAGAGGGUCCCCGAGCUGGCCGGUCACCUGUGCCGCGGCCUGGACGCCGCUCUCGAGGCCACCGUUCAGCCCGACCUCCUUGUCGGCCCCAUGUCUGUCGCACUCAACUUCUACCGCGACAUCAACGCCGAAUCGCAGGAUGGACUUCUCGAGAUCCUCUGGCUCGAGGGUUUCAGAACCCGCCUCGUCGAAAAGGGCCGUUAUGUCGCCACCGUACUGCAGGGAAGCAGCUGGUUCGAGCUGGCCAGGUUCUGA